Molecule: messenger RNA, 381 nt
Organism: Ogataea philodendri
Lineage: Eukaryota; Fungi; Ascomycota; Pichiomycetes; Pichiales; Pichiaceae
Exons: 1
Coding region: 1-381 (126 amino acids)
Source: RefSeq, a predicted model, not a curated record
AUGUUGAGUUUUGAAAAGAUCACUCCGAGUACACCACACAGUAAUCCCAAGAACAUAUAUGGCACAGUCUCCCAGGACAACCAGUUAUUUUUCCACGAGACGGUGAACAUCUCAUCAAUGUCCAUCUUCAUGUAUGGGUGCAAUUUCUGCAGUACGGUUACUCCCACCGUCGAGCAAACAAAUGCAUUCCACAUCAUCUUAUCGACCGGAAACGCGGACUGGAUCUGCUCGAGUGCAAAAAGGACUCCUCCAAUUGGUGCAUUGAAAGCGAGCCCAAUGCCAAUGGCAACCGUCGACGAGAGUAAUUCCCUUCUGAUGGCUUCAUUCUUGGUAGGCGAGAACUUGGUAAUCAAGAAGUCUAGAACACCCAUGGAUAUAUGA